Messenger RNA from Seriola dumerili (greater amberjack), 4003 nucleotides. RefSeq names its product transmembrane protein 57 (gene maco1b). Bases 191 to 2245 code for a protein of 684 amino acids. NCBI's taxonomy places the organism in Eukaryota, Metazoa, Chordata, Actinopteri, Carangiformes, Carangidae. Gene Ontology annotation, biological process: neuronal signal transduction. The record is from RefSeq and is a predicted model, not a curated record. The transcript has 11 exons. Gene Ontology annotation, cellular component: rough endoplasmic reticulum membrane.
UGAGCCUGCGCUCACAGAAAAGAGGAGGUUCCCGAAUAGAGUCCUUUAUUUAUUUCUUUGUUUCCAGUGGAGAAAAAUAGUAACAGCGACAUACACCACAGGCACUUCAUUUUUUAUUUUUGUCCGUAUACACAAGAAAACUGGAUAAGAUUACAGUGGUUACUCGAAGGCCAAAGCCAAGCGGAGGAGGAUGAAGCGGCGCAAUGCGGACUGCAGCAAACUCCGACGGCCGUUGAAACGGAACCGAAUCACCGAGGGUAUAUACGGCAGUACCUUCCUGUACUUGAAGUUCCUGGUGGUGUGGGCACUGGUACUACUGGCAGACUUUGUGCUGGAGUUCAGGUUCGAGUACCUUUGGCCGUUCUGGCUCUUCAUCCGGAGUGUGUACGACUCCUUUAGAUACCAGGGGCUGGCCUUCUCAGUAUUCUUUGUGUGUGUGGCGUUUACCUCGGACAUCAUUUGCCUCCUCUUCAUCCCGGUGCAAUGGCUAUUUUUCGCUGCCAGUACAUAUGUGUGGGUGCAGUAUGUUUGGCACACAGAGAGAGGUGUCUGUCUGCCCACAGUGUCUCUAUGGAUACUUUUUGUGUACAUAGAGGCAGCCAUCAGAUUCAAAGACCUGAAGAACUUCCAUGUGGACCUGUGUCGUCCUUUUGCUGCACACUGCAUUGGCUACCCAGUGGUCACACUGGGCUUCGGCUUCAAGAGCUACGUGAGCUAUAAGAUGCGCCUCCGGAAGCAAAAGGAGGUGCAAAAGGAGAAUGAAUUUUACAUGCAGCUCCUGCAGCAGGCUCUGCCUCCAGAGCAACAGAUGCUUCAGAGGCAAGAGCGAGAAGCAGAAGAAGCAGCAGCAGCAGCUAAAGGAAUAUCUGAAGUGGACACACCUCCAGUGUCACAGAAUGGCGCCCUAGCCAAUAAAAAGACAUCGGCACCACUGCCGGAACUAGAGUAUAGGGAAAAAGGGAAAGAGGGAAGGGGCGGUGGGGAGGCUAAAAAGCAGCACAACAGCAACAGCAUCCUGCCAUCAUCAGUGGACUCUAAACUCCAGGAGAUGGAGUAUAUGGAGAACCAUAUGAACAACAAGAGACUGACCACAGAGCUGGGCAGUACAGAGAAUCUCUUGCUUAAAGAGGACAACAAUUCCUCCUGCUCCUCCUCAUCCUCCUCCUCCUCUAAAAACUACAAAAAUGCUAGCAGCAAUGCCACAACACUCAACUCCUCACCCCGCGGCCAUAGUGCUACCAACGGCAGCGUGCCCUCCUCUGCACCAUCAUCCUCUUCCACGGGGAAGAACGAGAAGAAGCACAAGUUUGCAGUGGGGAAGGGGACAUCAGGUGGCUCCCACAGGGAUCCCACAGACAACUGUAUCCCCAACAACCAGCUGAGCAAGCCAGAAGCACUUGUUAGAUUGGAGCAGGACGUUAAAAAGUUGAAGGCAGACCUGCAGGCCAGCCGGCAGGUGGAGCAGGACCUGCGCAGCCAGAUCGGCUCGCUGGGCAGUGCUGAGCGCUCCAUACGCACCGAGCUUGGCCAACUGCGCCAGGAGAACGAGCUGCUGCAGAACAAGCUCCAUAAUGCUGUGCAGGCAAAGCAAAAGGACAAACAGGCAGUGGGCCAACUGGAGAAGAGGCUCAAAGCAGAGCAGGAGGCUCGAGCCACCGCCGAGAAACAGCUUGCAGACGAAAAGAAGCGAAAGAAGUUAGAGGAGGCCACAGCAGCCAGAGCAGUAGCACUAGCAGCAGCAUCCAGAGGGGAGUGCACAGACACAUUGCGGCGGCGGAUCACUGAAUUAGAAACAGAGUGUAAGAAACUAACAAUGGAUAUCAAGCUAAAGGAGGACCAGAUCCGAGAGCUUGAAUUGAAAGUGCAGGAGCUUCAUAAAUAUAAAGAGAAUGAAAAAGACACAGAGGUGCUGAUGUCAGCGCUGUCAGCCAUGCAAGACAAGACCCAGCACCUGGAGAACAGCCUGAGUGCAGAGACCAGGAUCAAACUGGACCUCUUCUCUGCACUGGGAGACGCCAAGAGACAACUGGAGAUUGCACAAGGUCAAAUCCUGCAGAAGGACCAGGAGAUCAAAGACCUGAAGCAGAAGAUAGCCGAAGUGAUGGCUGUCAUGCCCAGCAUCUCCUACACAGCCGACACCAGCAGCAUGACCCCCGUGGCCCCCCAUUACUCCUCCAAGUUCAUGGACACCAAUCCCUCCGGCCUAGACCCCAACGCCUCUGUUUACCAGCCACUCAAAAAGUGAACGCUUCGUCCCGCCCCUCCCUCUCCUCCAUCCAUACUCCUCUCAUUUUUAUUUUACCUGCAGGCCCACCACCUCCCAAUCUGCUCGGCAUGUCUGCAGCUGAGAACGUUGUUUUUUCUUGGGGUUUUUUUGUUCUCUCCUUGCCAGGUCAGAAGGAUGUUGUAUUGUGUGACUGUAUUUGUUGUAGUUAAAACAAAAGACAAAAAAAACUUAAAACGGACAUCACAUGUCAACUAGGACGUCCCAGUUUUUUUUUUUUCUCUUAAGUGUCUAGUGAAACCUCACAGAAUCGGGUAUGUGUCUUCAUCUCAAGGGUGUUGCUCUCCCUUCCCCACCACCACUGCAACCACCUGCAACCAGUUACCUGCUCUUUGGCCCUGGGGACUAGCUGCUUUAUUUUUAUUUAUUUUUUUUAGGUUGAUUUUUCCCUCCUAAAAUUGGAAAACAGUUCUCCUUCAUCACACAGCCUGACUUGUAUCCCAAUUUAUUUUGACAGAUUGUUUUUCUCCCAAGGUAGUCUGGGAACAUCUGUACAACCAGAGGAAUGUAGUGCAAAGUUGGCACAGACUCGCCCCUGUUACAUUUAAUUUAUUCUUUUAAUCCACAAUCAGACACUGAAAAUUAACCCUCCCUCAGCUGCUUUGGGGUUUGGUGGUAAAUAGUUUUUAAAGUGUAUUGUGUGGUUCUGUUUGUUCACUCUUUUAAGAUUCAAGUGUUGAUUUCAACAAGCUGGAAAAUUGUGUGUUGUAAACAGAAACGUACACCUCGAAACGAAAUUGACCCAAGCAGCUCCAUAUGUUCAGCAUCAAGUGAAAACAGCAGUUUGGUUUCCCUCGCUUUGAGUUUUUGAGUUGAAGGAAGUGCAGUAAGAGAAGACUGUACAGCUUCUCAGUACUCUGCAGAGUCUCUCAACAGUUGUCAUCACAGUGCCUUGAGUUGUGGACAUAGAGUGAGUGUGAUAAUGAGAAAUGGUUCAGGGCCUCUGAUUUUAGUUGUGAAGCAUCUGGCUAAGCUGGAAUGGAUAAGAGUCCAGUCCAGUGGGACAAAGUUGCUUUCGGGCACUGAUUUGGUUUUUCAGGCUCCCUACUGAUUUCCAGACUGGUGGGGAAGCUGAUCCAUCGUGUGCACUCAAGGGCAGCUUUGUCCCUCAUUAUACAAGUCCCAUUUUUCCAAUACUUCAUUGUACGCCUAUUUGUCUAUGGUCGGUAUGUUGACACGAUGUUAGCCACCACAGGGUCUCCUGCACACAGGUCUCUGACUCAACGCAUCCGUACAGAAAAGGUCAUCUACACUACUGUUACACCCCAAACCCCUCGGCUUAUCUAUUGCCCCCUCUUUUCUUUUUUGAGUUCCAAUUGAAAGUUGCACUGUGGAAAACACAUACGCUGUUUGAAAGGGAAAACUGUAAAGAUGGACAGCAAUGUACAUGAAGCUUUGGAAAUACCAUCUUGAAUAUAGCAGUUAAAUAAUUUUAUUUAAUCAAUCUUCCACUUCAGUUCAUGUGCCAAGACUGGAAUGCUUGUUUCUCUAGUAAUGUGUUCAAGAAUGUACUGCAAAUACAUUGGCUGACAUUUUCGUCAAAUAGUCCAAUUGAAUAUUGCUUAAUGGAAGUUUCUGUUAAGCAGGUAGAGAAAGUGGUCACCUGCUUGUAGUAGACUGUAGUUAAAAAGUAAGGGACUAGAGAGUCAAAUUUCUUUUUGUGAAUGUUACAGUAUUUGCAACUGUUGGGCAAGUGGCUGUUUUAAAGCAGUUUCCUUA